GUACAAGUAAACAAUAGACAACUGAGUCCAAGCCGACUGGCUAAAUUAGUCGAAGCACAGAAGCUGCUUAGUGAUUCGUGCACAACCGCAUUCUCGGUUCCAAAAUCGAUAGUGUUGCAACGUUAUGGAUAAAAGAGCCAAAAAUAAACGCGCAACUUCAGCAGGCUACCGACUACCAGAACGAAGUAACAUUACUUUGAUUUCACAGUCAUCUGCCUCAGUGUGCAAACAACCGCUGGACAGGACUCUAAACACUGGGGGCGGAAAGACCCAGAAUCUUGACUCGCGCGACCCAGUCAAACAAGACCAGGUUUGGCGCGAGGCCGUGCGAGCAGAGAGGGAUGGGGUAAAAGAAUGGCAGAAGAAUUGGAGUUUUCUCAAGACCUAUAACCAGCUGGGUAACUACAAGGCAGAGAGCCCUUUACCAACCUAUGAGGCAGUGUUCUCUGACCAUCUACCCAACACCACCAACCAGAUUUUUGGGAGUCGUGUAUGCAUGCCUCUUGGAAGAGAGCUGAUGAGAAUGGAUAAGCUGCUAACUGGAAGAUAUAAGAAGUGCAAGCAGGGUCCAGAUAUGCAGCCAUGCUAGCAUCAGCAGAGCAUAAGACUCUCCUGAGAAUUCCCACUAUCAAUCUUGCCUUUCAAAAGGACCAGUUCCAUUUUAAAGGUAUAGCUCAUUCAUGCAGCUAAUGAUGGAGCUAUUCAUAUUCUUUGUGUAUUUGCUUUACAGUAGGAGCACCAACGGUGAAGAGCUGUAGUCUACAGCAUAAACUAUUGUUACAUUUUUCAAUAAAGAAUCACAUAUUUUA
Messenger RNA from Esox lucius (northern pike), 809 nucleotides. It is a transcript of the gene cimip5, whose product is annotated as chromosome 15 C2orf50 homolog. Bases 125 to 589 code for a protein of 154 amino acids. The record is from RefSeq and is a predicted model, not a curated record. NCBI's taxonomy places the organism in Eukaryota, Metazoa, Chordata, Actinopteri, Esociformes, Esocidae. The transcript is spliced from 3 exons.